AUGACAGCGCUGUCCCCACAGGGGCCGGGGGCGGCCGGAGGCGCCGGGGCAGCGCGGGGAUCCCCCCCGGCACGGGCGGAGCUGGACGCGCUGCGGGAGCGAAUGGACAGGCUCCAGGACGAUUACGCCAACUCGCAGCGCCUGAACCUGCUGCUGGAGGAGCGGCUGCGGGGGCUGGCGCAGGCCAUGGCCCUGGAGAGAGCCGCCCUGAGCCGCCACGUGGCCGAGGUGCUGCAGAGGGUCCUGGGGACCCCCCCCGGGUCGGGACCCCCCCCCGGGUCGGGACCCCCCCCCGGAUCGGCCGCGUGGGGAGGGGCCGAGGAUGAGGAGGAGGAGGGGGGGGGGGAGGGGCCGCUGCUGCCCCCCCCCGCCUUCAGGGACCCCCCGGGGGGGAACCGAGACCCCCCCCGAGGCUGA
Molecule: messenger RNA, 417 nt
Organism: Catharus ustulatus (Swainson's thrush)
Lineage: Eukaryota; Metazoa; Chordata; Aves; Passeriformes; Turdidae
Product: small nuclear ribonucleoprotein-associated protein B'-like
Exons: 6
Coding region: 1-417 (138 amino acids)
Source: RefSeq, a predicted model, not a curated record